Molecule: messenger RNA, 294 nt
Organism: Microthlaspi erraticum
Lineage: Eukaryota; Viridiplantae; Streptophyta; Magnoliopsida; Brassicales; Brassicaceae
Source: the annotation of a GenBank genome assembly
AUGUUACAGUCUAUUCAUCUCCGUUUUUCCUCUUCCCCUUCACCUACGAGAAGAAAAUUUUGCGCCCCUUACGAGGUUGGAGGCGGAUAUUCCGAUGAAGAACCGUUCGAAAGAUACGGAACCCAUCAGAGUAAAACGAAUGUCGAGGAUAAAUUAAGUGAAUCUCAGUACGAGGCUCUUCUUAAAGGAGGCGAACAAGUGACCUCCGUUCUUGAAGAAAUGAUAACUCUCCGGUGUGCCAAAGACUUUAAACUAAAGCUCUCAGAAGUCUUAUCGUCGGAAGCUGCUUUUUAG